Molecule: messenger RNA, 4274 nt
Organism: Pseudophryne corroboree (corroboree frog)
Lineage: Eukaryota; Metazoa; Chordata; Amphibia; Anura; Myobatrachidae
Gene: ANKLE1
Product: ankyrin repeat and LEM domain containing 1
Exons: 9
Coding region: 364-4044 (1226 amino acids)
Biological process (GO): double-strand break repair via homologous recombination; resolution of meiotic recombination intermediates
Cellular component (GO): nucleoplasm; cytoplasm
Molecular function (GO): protein binding; DNA endonuclease activity
Source: RefSeq, a predicted model, not a curated record
AGCGAUCGGGCGGCGUGUCCGUACAGGCAAAUCUGAGGGCUCAGUUCCGGCCUGCCGGAGCACGGAGGAUGCAGUGGGGGUGUGCCGGGGGCAGGACUGGGCGGGACCAGCAGCAGUGGCAGGGAUGGAGGAGGGACGCUAUUGAUUUGUCACCAAGGAGGGAAGUUUGAAUCGCCAGCCGUGUUCUUCCGCUGUUAGGACACGAUGAGCCGCUGGCUUAACCUCCUUAGCACGAGUAACCUAGGUCUGGUGUACACAUGAACUCCCCUGCACCAUGCCACCACGAGUGUGCCCUCACUUGGCAUCAUUCUAGCUGCCCCUGUCCUGCGCCCACCGUGCAGCGCCCCUCUGUCCGGCCCGGGGAUGGCGGCCCUGGCACACAAGCUGUGUGAGGCGGUGGAGAAUGAUGAUGCACGGGAGGUAGAAAAUCUCCUGGUAUGCAAAGCUGAUCCAAACCUGAUACUCCCCGAAGGGAUUGCAGCUAUUCACCUGGCCUCAGGGAAGGAGAGCGAGAGUGCCCUCAGAUGUUUGACAGUGAUUUUGCAGCAUGGUGGAGAUCCCAAUGUCAGGUCCAUAGAAGCGUUGACCCCAGUACAUGUAGCUGCUUCUUGGGGCUGUUGUAAGGCACUUAUCUUUUUGCUGCGGAAAGGUGGUGACCCUACUCUUCAAGAUCAGGAGGGAAAUACAGCACUAGAGUUGGCAUUGAUGGAAAAUAAUAGAAGGUGCGUUGUAGCACUUCAAGAAUAUGAUGAGAUAAGUUCAGAUCAAAUGCACGGGUAUAGCAAACAUGACUCUUGUCCAACUGAUGAUAUCACUGAGAUGAGCAGCAUCACCCACCUUCUUGAGUCAUCUUACGCAAAAUCUCCGUUUAACAGCACAAAGAUCUCUCCUUUCAUGUCUCCUCCAAGAAAUGUAACCACAGGAAAGGGCAUGAACGAUGCAGCAAUAUCAAGUCAGAUAGAACUGUCCGGACUGGAUACAAAGGUUCCUUCAAGAAACAAAUAUGAAAGAAAUAGUGAUAUAGAAUAUUCUAAAUUGCACUUUAGUGUUAAUAACAAAGCCCUGAAUAAUAACAACUGUGAAUUAGAAGCAACUGAAUCAGGAGUCUCUGUUAAGUGGAUGACUCAGCCCGCUUGUUGUUAUAAAGACCCUUCUAGUGGCUUGCAAUCUGACCUAAUAGAUUUGGAUAAUCAGCCCUUAAAUACAGAAAUUCAACAGCGAACCGUGCCCUUUAAUACUCGUACUUUAGUGGAUUCAGGCUCCUCAGAAUAUAAUUGCGCUGAAAACAAAGGAGUAAAAGAAAUACCUUUGAGCACUAAUGCCACCAACCAGGAGUGUUCAGCAUUUAAGAGCGUUAUGGAGAACAAUGACCAGUUGGUUUUAAACCACACAACGAAUUUAACACACGUUGUGAUUGUAGAUGGAGUUGAAGGAUUGGAUGUAACUUCUCCAGAUCAUGCGUACACUUACAACAAGGGACACAGUGGUAAUGACAUGGAAAAUACAUUGGAUAUGUGUAAUUAUGGUGAAGUUGCUGGGGGUGGCCAUUUUAUAGAGCAUGGAGAGAGCUACAGCAGUAGGUAUAACAGUUGCCAGAAUGAGUUCUAUACCAGCCCUUGGGAAAAUUCCUACUGUAGUGACAAAAGAGGAUGGGACUCAGAUGUGACAGACAAAUCUUUCUUGGACUCGCACAGUAAUCUGAUUUGCAAUCAGAAUAGUGCUGGUGCACUUUCAUGUUGUCAGAAAUAUUUAUGCAAACCCUCAGUACUAGGUGCUAUUGAGACAUUGCCAGAAAGGAUACCAGGCAUUACAAUAGACCACAAAGGAUUUAAGGAAGGAACAGAGAGAGAGCACUUUGAUACAUCCAUUCAAAGUGUAACAUUGACAGUUGACAAACAUAAAACUGCUAGAAACUCAGGAAUAUCAUGCACUUCACAAUCUCCAACUCUUUCUGUAGAAGGCACUCGUUACUAUGAAAGUGAAAGCCAGGAUUUAAAAAUUAAUUUAAGGGAGCUACUGCUGUUGACUAAGGGCUGCAGAUUAAACAUGUCUCAGCAGGACUUGCAGACUGUACACACCAUUCCAGUGGCUGAAGCAGAAGCAUCUUGUUUUGACACUAUUCCAGUUUCAGUUCUUAGUGAAACAAAAACACAUGUAGAACAUGAUCUGGCAAUUAACCAGAAUUUCAAAGAUGGGAGUUCAUCCUUCUCUAACACCUCUGCAGACACGUUGAUUUCUGAAUCUGAUGAGCAUAAUGUGAAAGAUAAAGUUGACAGUGAACUGUGUGAAGAAUUGAGAAAAAUGAUGUUGGCAACUAAAGCCAUACAGUCCCCACCUGUGAACGGAGAGAGAAGUCCCUGUUUCUUUACACCACGCUCCAAAAAUAGGAUUCUAUCUUCCAAGUCUCGCCAUAAAAAUGUUUCUCUAUUUGAGGACUCUGUGGAAAUGCCUAGAAGAGAUAGGCGAGUCAGGAGUCCAGACAGCAUGUCAGUAUUUCCAUUGCAACCAUAUGAACUUGGACAUACUUCUCCAAGACAGAAACACAUAGAGGAACAAAAUUUCUUACAGUUGGCCUCCACAAACCAAAGGCCAGGGAAUGUUGGAGGAGACAUUUCUGAGCAAGAAACCACAGUCAACAUCAGUGAUUUUCUAACUGAUGACCUGUCUUCUUCAGAAACUAAAAUCAAAUCUAGUUUGCAAUUUAAAAAAAACAACUUUGCAGAUUGUGGGAUUUUUGAAAGUGAAUGGCUAACAGAGGAUGGAGAUUCCGAAAGUAUUGGGGAAUCAGAUAAUAAAUAUGCAGUCAUAGGUUCUGCCAUAGAAGGGAAGCCGUGGUCUGAAUCUUUAGUAAAUGGAUCUUUCCUUCACAGUACAAUAACAGAAAACUCUGCUGGGAAUUGUUCUAAACUUCCACGUUACAGCUUUAGUAGGUUUUCCUGUGUUCCGAAAAUAGGUAACAACUCAAUACAAUUAAACCAACAAAACCGCUUUAGUGAGUCUGGUAACCAGGAAGUGCCUUUAUCACCAGGUGGUCGCCCAGUAAACCUAAAUGAAGAUGAACCUGUAGAAUAUCUGUAUAUGGACAAUGAAAAAGGGCAUGCACUAAUUGAAAGGCAUAUACCAUGCAAAGAUCAGUCGACCUCCAACAUCUCAGAAAAUGUAGAUGAUACCGUUUUAUAUGACUGGAGAAACUAUAAUAGUAGCAACCAAAAAAUAAGCAAAGUCUCAUCAGCACGUCCACCUAAUCGGGUAGCAGUGGAGCUCUACAGACUUUCUAAUGCUGAACUUGCAAAAAGACUGAGGGAGCUAGGCGAGGACUCUAUUCAAGUUACCACCAAAAAUAGGAAGACUUGCAUAUUACUUUUAGACAAGCAUUUGAAGGAACAAGCGACAUGUGGUAGAGCAGGUGUGUCCUCUGAAUAUAGCCCCGAGCUCUCCUUUGCCCUCCGAACCUUUCACAUUCCAGAGUGCAGUAGUGAUGAGGCAGCACUUUCUCUAGAAUUUGACCAGCCUGAUAAGACACGCAAGUGGCGAGAGGGUGUUUUGAAGUCUAGCUUUAAUUACCUAUUGCUGGAUCCCAGGGUUACUCGGAAUCUUCCAUCACAUUAUCAUAAUAUUUCCCAACAUGACUGCUUCCGCACUUUUGUCAGAGCUGUAUUUUACGUGGGAAAAGGAAAGAGAUCUCGUCCAUAUUGCCAUCUGUACGAGGCAUUGACUUUCUACAAAGGCAGCUGUAAAAAGCCAUGUUCUAAAGCACAGCAUAUUCUGGAUAUCUGGAAAAGUGGCCAGGGUGUGCUCUCUCUACAUUGUUUUCAAAACACCAUCCCAGUGGAGGCAUAUACAAGAGAAGCCUGUAUGGUGGAUGCCAUGGGCUUAAAAAUGCUAACCAAUCAAAAGAAGGGAGUAUACUAUGGACAAGCUCUGAACUGGACCCCCACACGUCAACGGAGUCUUGGAGUACAUAUGCUUCACAGAGCAAUGCAAAUCUUCCUGGCUGAAGGUGAACGCCAGCUCCGUCCUCCCGACAUACGUAUUAGACCGUGAACAGAGUGCAGUAAAAGUGGAAUUUUUUCACAAAUGAUUAUGAAGUAGCUGAGUCUUCAAUAUUACUUUUUCUCAUUGAAACUAAAUUCUAUGCUUUAGACAUAUUGGCAGAGUAGCACAAUCAUCACCUAUUUUCCUGUAUUUAGAAAUAGAAAAAUACCUGGAAUAGUAAAUAUUACAAAUGAUGAAAUUCUAUUGGCUUUGCAAAUUACCACAAAUUAGUAUAAUAC